AUGGAAACUAUCAUCCCACAAAAUAAUCAUAGCGACCCAUUCCUCACUUCUUAAGAUAAAUUAGGAGUUGAAAAAAUAGACCUAUCAAUAGUUGAAGGAUCUGGCUUACUCGACAUCUCGCACCAUCUUAUCCCAGAUCCAAUAGUAAUUUAAAUGACAGACGUACCUCACUGCCCAAUUCCAACUGCUAUUGGACACAAGCAAUAAAUAUUCUACGGCAUUGUUAAUGGCCGCAGAACUAUCAUUUGGAACGGAAGAAUCCACUACUAUGAGGGAUACAGAGUUUGCCAUUAAGCUUUUCCAGCAUAUCUUUCAGCAUAUCUAGGAUGUGGAGUUUUUAUCACAACUAACGCUGCUGGCUUUAUCAACCAAAACAUGGCUAUUGGAGACUUAGCAUUAAUUACUGACCAUAUAAUAUCAUAUCUUGAUAAUCUUCUGAGACAUAAUAAAGAUAUUAGUAGUGACAUCUUCAGUUCAAGUUAAAUCUAUGAUUAGGAAAUGAUUAAUUUAACAAGAGAGGCAUUUACAGAAGCGGGCCUUAAGCUUACUGAGGGUCAUUACUGUUACUUUGCUCUGCCUAAUUAUGAAUCCCCAUCUGAAAUAUAAAUUAUGCAUGAUCUUGGAGCUGCUACAGUAGGUGCUAGUACUCUUCCUGAGCAAAUAGCAUGCUAUUUGACUGGAAUGAGAAGAGUCAUCAUCUCAUCUGCUACAUCUCCUUCAUCUGGAAUGAGUAGCUAAGAAAUUUCAGGAGAGGAAGUGCUUGAUUGUGGAGUUAAAUGUGAUGAAAUGUUUAUGAACAAACCAACAAAUGCUUUGAUGAACUAAUUUAGUAAGCUCUCAACUUUAAACAACUAGAGAAUUGAAUACACCAACCUCAAGGAUGUUGCAAUGAAAAUAGCAAACAAAGUAAAAGAAAAACUGCAAGAUGUAAUCUUCGAAAGAGCAAUUUGGCUUAUGUCAGACUAACUUUACAACUAAUUUAUUGAAGAACAUAGAGAAUAAUCUGAAAAUCCAAUAUACAUAUUAAAUCUAUCAGAUAUUCAUCCAUUCAGAACUAGAUCAUAUUAAGAAGCAUAGCUUGUAUUUGGCAAAUUCAAUACUAAGUAUUGGAUUAUAAUAAGGUAAUCACAUCUUGAGGGCAUGCUGCCAAUUGAGUAUUCUGCUAUCCUCCAAGCCCUAAAGAUGUUAAAUUUGUCCUAAGCUAUUGAAGUUUAUUUUGAAGCAUCAUCAGUUUCAAAUGAGUCCCUCAAUGAUCAAGUCCACAGGAUCUCUAACUCAAGUUAUCUUAACAAAAGAUUUUAUAAGUUAACUGAAGACGAAGGAUACGAUACCUUGCCUGAACCAACAUUGGAUAGCAAUUCAACUUUAUCUUUAAUUGCAUUUGAAGGUACAAUGCUACCUUCUAAGACUGAACUCAAAUUUGCUUAAAAGGCUGGAAUCGAUUUAUACACUACCACUAACUUUAGUUUUGCAGAUCAAGCCUAGCAUUUAGGAGUUAAUGUAAGAUUAAAUGCUGUUGCCAAGAGAGAUCUUUCAAGGGGGAAAGAUAUUAAAGUUAAUUGUUUUAAUGAAGAUUCAAAGUAUGAUGAUACAGAUACUACUUAAAAACAAUCUGAAACUAUAAGAUUGCCUGAAGUGAAACUAGAUUAUGAUGCAAUUUUUAACAUCAAGCAUUCAAGGGAUGAAGUAUUUGAGACUUCUGUGAAAGUAGGAGAGAUAUUAGGUCAAGUGGACAACAUUCUAGUCUUAGAAAAAGAAACUUAUGAGGUCUUUAUGAAUGACCUGUCUGAAAACUUUACUCUUGAUAAAAAAAUUAGAUUCAAUCUACUUGAUUAUCACACUGAGGAGUCAGUUGAUGUUCUUAAAAUAACUACCAAAAACGGUGUUAGCAUUAUUGUCCUCUCUCAAACCUUGACAUAUUAGAGCAAUGUUCCAUUCUAAACAUCCCUUUUGCCAAUGAGAUUAAUAAUAAUGGGUUGCAAGGCCAAAAACUUUUUAACUUGCCCUCAUGUUUGGGGUUUAAAGCAUACUGAAGAUACCACUGCUCAAAAUUUGGGAAGCCUCUUUAUCGUUAAAGAUCAUGCCAAUAUCUCAGCUUAACCACCAGGAAUAGGCCCUAACCUUGAUGAAUUUUACGACAUCUCAACAAUGUAUGAAAAAGGAUUCGUCUAAUCAAUUCUGAACAUAUCAAACAGCAACAGUUUGGAGCACGCUUAUGGUGAGGUAUUUUGGGCUAACAAUUCCGCUAUUCCCUCAACAAGAAUCUUUGAAAACUUAGGCAGAGGUGUGUCAAACUAAAGAAUUACCUUCAAGGGUCUUAUUAAGUCUGGAGUAAAUGAGCUCAUGGCUGUACAUCACAGAAGAAAUUACUCUGAGUACAAACUUACCUCUGCCAUGGUUGGCUUAGUUACUGAUUCGUAUAUCAGACGAUAAAGUCAAACAGAGACCUACAGAAAGGGUGUUUCAAAUCUUAUCAAAGUAGUCUUUCAGUCAUUUGAGACUUUGAAAAUCCAGUGA
Molecule: messenger RNA, 2517 nt
Organism: Stylonychia lemnae
Lineage: Eukaryota; Ciliophora; Spirotrichea; Sporadotrichida; Oxytrichidae
Source: the annotation of a GenBank genome assembly